Messenger RNA from Beta vulgaris subsp. vulgaris (sugar beet), 2053 nucleotides. RefSeq lists its product as uncharacterized. Lineage: Eukaryota; Viridiplantae; Streptophyta; Magnoliopsida; Caryophyllales; Amaranthaceae. Gene Ontology annotation, biological process: nuclear pore organization. The transcript has 4 exons. The coding region runs from base 53 to 1666 and encodes 537 amino acids. Gene Ontology annotation, molecular function: protein-macromolecule adaptor activity. The record is from RefSeq and is a predicted model, not a curated record. Gene Ontology annotation, cellular component: nuclear pore transmembrane ring.
AGUAAGCAGCUUCACUUCUCCCUCUUGUUCACAACACCACCAGUCCACCACCAUGUCGCCUCCAACAACAGCAUCAGAAAUCGUCAAAAACCGCUUCUUAUCUUUUUUAAUAUGGCAAUCUAUACAAUCGUCCGCCAUUUUUAUAGUUACCAAAGUUUUUCUCCUCUCUCCUUUCACUCCAAAACCCUUCAUCCCCUCACUCUUCGGUUGUUUCUGUCUCCUCUGCUUCCUCCUUUCAAUGCUACUUUUCUCCAUUUCCAUCCAAAUAAUCGCUACUCCACAGUUCUGUCGCCCCGCUUCUCCACCAGAGCUCGCUCUCGCAAUCCUCCGAUUAGUUUUCGUGGGCUCUUCUUCCCUCACCAAUGAUUUUAUUCGUCGAGCAAGGGCUUCUCUUAGUAUAGCACUUCUUGUUAUUGUUUCCGUGCUUUCUGGGUUCGUUGCCGUGGUUUCGAUUGCUGGGAGCACUUAUUCUGCUCCCUUUGGUGUGUUGAUCGCUACUUUGGGUCCUCGGGGUGUUGUUGCUGGUUUGGUUUAUGGCUUCUACUGUGUUUUCCGUCAAAGCUGGGUCUUGAUUUUCCCUAUUGUUCAGCGUCCACCGUUCUUUAGCUAUAAGAUGGGGCUUCUUUUGGCUGUUAGACGAGCUCUAAAGCUUUCAGUUGCAUCCUUCAUGUUUUCAGCAUCACUCUUGAUCCUCAUGCCUAAUCAACAUCAAAGUCCGGUUGCAGGGAAAUAUUUCUCAAAACAUCUCAUCUAUUACCUAGGAAGCUUUGCUGUUAUUCUCUCGUGGGAAUUGAUACUGCAUUUGCACAAGGUUCUUCAUACAAAGAGAUUUAUGUUUGCUCCAUCAAAGGGAUCGGCAGCUGUGGAAACAAAUCCUAGUGAAUCUCUUGUUAUUGCUUUGGAGGACAGUUAUCCUAGAUCUCUCCAGCAGUAUCUUGCAUAUCUUGAUUUAAGCAUGGUUUGUGGAAGUAACAUUGAACCCUGGCGACGGGUUGCCUUUUUUGAAGACACUGGUGAGACUUACAAGAGAGCAGUGGCUGCAUGCUUAAGGCCUUUAGAGCAGUUUGCCUCCAAGUUAGCUGAAGGCUUAACAAGUUCAACUGAUAAUAUAAAUAAGCUAUCCCAUCAGUUAAGCUCACCACAUGACAUUAGCCAAAGUUCUCAAAUUCUUGAUUCUUUUAGUGAUUUCCAGUUAUAUUCAUGGUGUGCCCAAGCUGUUGCAUCAUUAGAAGUACGCUCACAUAAAGAAGACAGAUUUGGUGUUGCCCAGCUAUCUGGAAGCCAUGCUAUGGUAUUAUCAACUUUGUUGUCCUGUCUGCUUGCUGUAGAAACAUACAUGGGAAAGAAGAUAAACUUGCAAUCCCCAAACCAUAUAUUGGGUCCUGCUGGUAUUAAGUGGGCUACAAAUAGCACUGCUAGAAGAGAAAUUGCUACAGCCAUGAAUAAGAAAAGGGGUAGCUCUUCACACUCAAAGUCCUAUGCAUUAGCGGAUGUGUUAAAGAUAUCUAUUUAUUCCAUAGUAUCUGAGUUUUUUGAAGAGAUGCACGCUAGUGCUAAAAUGGGGCUUUUGGAGAAAGACUGGAUGAACAACAGCAAGCCUAUAUAUGGAUCUUCUGAGCUUCUGGUUCAAAAACUGCAUUUCUUUCUUAAUUUUCAAGCUAGUUAGACGGAUGGAUAGACAUAAAGUUCAAUUAUUUCUGUUUUGAGUGACCAUGACUAGAACAUUACUCACCUCACAUUCAAGUCUUCUAUGGUAAGAUGAAGAAGGUUCGGAUCUUGAUUUAUAUAGAAAGCGGCAAUGGGUACAGAACAGGGUGAGAAGAGGUACUCUAGUUUACUAUUGUGCUACAGAUGAGUGAUUUAAAAGUUGAGUAUAAGUAUUACAAAGAUUACAGCAAACAAACGUGUGGAUGUAUUAUGUGUUUAGUACUUGGGGAGCCUGUUGAUGUUCUUGUACCUGUAAAUCACUAUUCCUCUUGUAUCCGUAUGAUUAACCUUAGCCUCUGAUUGUAAUAGAAAUUUUGUUCAAUGAAGGAUGAUUUUUGACGGACUA